AUCUAGAUUACCUGUCAACCGAAUCACGAGAUCUAUUUGCUAUUAAAUCUUGUGCCUGGUAGGAAUCAGUCUUGUGCGAGUGUUUAGCUUUCAUGCAAUUUGGCACUGAUACACAAGAGAACAUUUUCACCAUGGCUGUUCGCGGGAAAUUAAUUUCCAUUAUCGGUGAUGAAGAAACGUGCGUAGGCUUCCUUAUGGGAGGAAUUGGUGAGAUGAAUAAAGAACGGCAGCCUAAUUUCAAGGUCGUCGAUAAAGACACGCCUGUGUCGGAGAUCGAGGAGACUUUCCGAGCGUUCGUCAAGCGACCCGAUGUGGCGAUUAUUUUGAUCAAUCAAAGUGUCGCUGAUAUGAUUCGGCAUGAGAUCGAUCGGCACACUAGUAGUAUUCCUUCUAUUCUUGAGAUACCUUCGAAGGAUUCCCCGUACGACCCUAAUAAAGAUUCGAUCUUAAAACGUGCUAAGGGCAUGUUUUCUGGCGGAGGUGAUUAACUUGACUUCAAGAUGCGUGCCACUUUUCAAUACGGUAGUUCCAUAUGGAUUUAAUUUACUCGAAUAUGAAUAGCAGGUACAGAUUACACGUUACAGGACGAGACGAUGACUGAAAAACAAUAUUGAAGAAUGAAUAUGUACUCAUGCUGAUGUGUCCUGAUGAUUAGAAACAGAUAUGUAUAUGGUUGACAGGAAAGAGACAAUAAAGUAACUCAGAUAGGGCCUAGUAUUAGGAUUGGUAUAGUAACACAAUUUUAGCUCUCAUAAAUAUUAGGUCGGAAAGCAAAAAUCACUGCCUGCUUGUGGCAUGUAGCUUGGAUUGAAAAAGUACGAGGCGCCAUUUAAGUAGCUUGUUAAUUAAUUCAUGUAAAUAUAUAAGCGCCUGGAAGACAUUUACAUGAGUGAGUUGCAAGUACUUCCAUGUGCAUACUGAUGUCUUCGUCCCUAAAACGGUACAUGUUAAUAACCACCAUUUAAGCAGAAUGAAAAUGUAACCAGGCAUAGGCCUUUAGAAAAUCUAUGACUACCAAAAGGACUCACCUACUAGAAAAACACUUGUUCUGUGUACACAUUACAAUUAAGGAUUUCGGGACGUGGCGUCAAUAUGCAUUCCAACAAAAUAGUGAGCUGAACAUAGCAAAAAAAGGCUAUUUAUGAUAGUAUAAAAAGUAGUUAUUUUUACUUAUUUUUGUUGUUUUCCAACUCCGUUGCGUUAAGCAAUAAAAAGUUUACGGUAAAAACAGA
Varroa destructor (honeybee mite) is the source of this 1232-nucleotide messenger RNA. Its product is annotated as V-type proton ATPase subunit F-like. Lineage: Eukaryota; Metazoa; Arthropoda; Arachnida; Mesostigmata; Varroidae. The record is from RefSeq and is a predicted model, not a curated record. Gene Ontology annotation, molecular function: proton-transporting ATPase activity, rotational mechanism. Gene Ontology annotation, cellular component: membrane; proton-transporting V-type ATPase, V1 domain. Gene Ontology annotation, biological process: proton transmembrane transport.